AAACACGUUUUGAGGUUAAAAAGACGAAUCCUAUAUAUAUACACAAUAUAUAUAUAUAUAUUCAUAUUCUACGUAUAUGUUGUGUAUGUAUGUAUAUAUACGUGUGUACGUGUUAUGUAUAAAUGUAGUAACAAUGCAACGGACGAGAAAUUCGUACGGUGAAAGUUUCGUUGUAGGUUGGAUCGAAUCGAAAAUUUAAGUCUCGCUUUUCCUGCACCCUAUCGUGACAUUUGCGAACCUAUCCAGAGGCUUUCUUUUUUUUUGUUGCGAAGAAAAUCGAGGGGGAUGAUUUUGUAUAUGUGUUUCCGAUAUCCGAACGGAAAAUGACGAGGAUCGAACGAAUCCUCGAAGCCAUCGAUCAUCCUCUGAAAUGAGAGAGAAAGAGAAAGAGAAAGAGAAAGAGAAAGAGAGAGACGAAAAUAGUGAGGAACGCGCGUGAACGACGAUAAUGCUCAAUCCUAACGAUUGUCCUUGAUAGUGAUCGUAUAAAAAACGUUUUGGCUAUCGUUAUAAGUGAAGAUGGCAGACGACGAAGGAACCGAAUGGCUGCAAGAACUUCUGCACGACGUACAACUUACCCAGUUCUUUACGAGAAUUAGGGACGAUUUACAGGUCACUCGGUUGCAUCAUUUUGAUUACGUUCAGCCAGAAGAUUUAGAAAAGAUCGGAUUAGGCAAGCCAGGCAUCAGAAGACUUUUAGAUGCUGUUAAGAAGAGACGUAAUACUCAAUGGAAAAAGAAUUUAAUUACUAAAAUCAGACCUGGCGGUAGUACAAAAAGUAAUAAACGAUCUUCUCAGCCGAUCGAAGGAUCUUCCGUGCUAACGUGUCUUAUCCAGGACAAGGACGUGACUCUGUCUAUUAAAUUAGGCGACGGUAGUUUUGGUGUGGUCAGGCGAGGAGAAUGGAUGUCUCCUACUGGUAGAACGUUACCUGUCGCGGUAAAAGUUUUGAAGGCGGAUGCUUUGACCCAACCAAGUAUUAUAGAAGAUUUUGUGUCCGAGGUUCAGGCUAUGCAUACUUUGGAUCAUCACAAUCUUAUAAGGCUGUACGGAGUCGUAUUAUCUCAGCCUAUGAUGAUGGUAACGGAACUUGCGCCUUUAGGAGCUCUCUUGGAUUAUUUACGAAAACAAUGCUGCCGUAUAUCCGUUUUAACGUUAUGUAAUUACGCUUUACAAGUAGCUACUGGUAUGGCAUAUUUGGAGGCCAAACGUUUCCUUCAUAGGGAUCUAGCUUGCAGGAAUGUUCUUUUAAGUACAGUGGAUAAAGUGAAAAUAGGUGAUUUUGGUUUAAUGAGAGCUCUGCCUCAGCAAGAGGAUUGUUAUGUUAUGACGGAACAUAAGAAAGUGCCGUUUCCAUGGUGUGCUCCCGAAUCUUUAAAGGCACGCCAAUUUAGUCACGCUUCGGACGUAUGGAUGUUUGGUGUGACGUUAUGGGAAAUGUUAACGUUCGGAGAGGAGCCUUGGGUUGGAUUGAAUGGAUCAGAAAUUCUUCGUAAGAUAGAUAGAGAGGGAGAAAGAUUGCACGAGCCUGAAGCAAUGCCACCUGUAAUGUAUGAUCUUAUGUUACGUUGUUGGGCCAGAGAACCGUCGGAAAGACCGAGUUUUGCUUCUCUGAAAGAAUUGUUAACCGGAAUGGUACCGUCGAUAAUGAAAGCCUUAAGUGAUUUCGACGAAGCUGAGAAAAUGACUAUAGAGCAGGGUGAUCAAAUCGUUAUUAUAGAUGGUAGACCAGAAAAUUAUUGGUGGAAGGGACAAAAUCAAAGAACUUAUCAAGUUGGGUUAUUUCCUCGUUGUUUGGUGGAUCCGAUGAGAAAAAAACAACCGGAGGAUAUAAGUAAACCUUUAGAAAAUUCAUUUAUUCAUACGGGACACGGUGCUCCUUUUGGAAAAAGUUGGGGUAGUCCUAUUUAUAUAGAUGACGUCUAUCUUCGAAAUCCAAUGGAACCGCCGGACAUUGUAGCUGUGGCCGGAGUUACGGAUAAUCAAAAGAAAAAAUUUUCGUGUGGCACGCCACGCUCGCGCAAACAAUUUAAUUACACGAAACUGCAAAACGACAUAAGGGCUAGUCCUGUGAAAUCAACUGUUCCUGUACCUGGUACCAGUCAAGAGGGUAGUCUGAUAGAUUUAUCGCCAGAGGAAAUAACUAAUACGAAUUCAUCUCACUCCGAUACGAACACGUGUCGGCGUGUAAUUAAUAUUCUUGAUGAGCCUAUAGAAACGGUCGAAACGAGAACACAAGAAGAACAUAAUCAACAGGAAGAUCCUCGAACAUAUGCUAAUUUCCCGGGCAAUCUGGAUCCAACAUAUUCUGAUCCAUUUGAUACUUCUUCCGUAUUUAUGAAACCACCGCAUUCUCGAUAUUACAGUCACGUACCAUCCGAUCCGACUAAUCAUUAUAAUAAGACCCAAUCCUAUGGAAAUAUUCAGAAUGAAGAAGUUAGUACCAGUCAGAAUAUAAAUGUUAAUCAAUACUCGACGAAUUUGAGUAAGAAUAAUAUAAAUGAAAGUGUUAAUUUAAAUGUUAAUGUUAAUAGUUCAGAAGGAAAUGCUUUCCCAGAGGACCAUUAUAGUGAAAUCGAUAAACUUCAAACUCCAUCCGUAUCAAAUUGGACAAGUUGGCCGGAAGACUUGCAAAAUGAUACACAAACUUAUGCUAACGUUGCAACUCACAAUUUGCCUACAACUUCCAAUGGACAACCUUCACCGCCACUACCACCGCCAUUGCCACCUCCCCCUCCUCCUAUAGGUCCCAACGAAAGCCCACCCAAACCUAAAUCUAAUCACGAUCUUGCCCAAAAUCUGAGCGAGUUAACUAUCAAUUCGCACAAUGUUACUUCGCCUAAAAAAUUGGAUCCGGCGUUUCUUGCUGAAUUAGAGAAACAUUUAGGAGAGAAAGAAGCAAGUAAAAAUACUAAUGCUACUCAACAACAUUCUAACGAAUCGCAUACGUAUACGUUGAUCAAUAAGUUGCAAGAUAAUUCGACUAUACCGGCACUGCGACCACCACCGCAAUCGAUUAAACCAAAAUCUCCGCAAAUGGAUCAAAGAACGAGCACUCAUUUACCAAGUAAAGUGCAAAAUUCGAUGCAAUCUAAAAAUACGAAUAUUCAGAAGCCAACGGUCCAACAAGAAAAUCGCUUCGUUGAAAGCACCACGGAUGCCAUUGUAGGACAAAUGUGGCAACAAGCACACUCCCAAGUACAUUUGCAAAGUAAUUAUUCCGUAUCGACGGAUCCAAAUGUUAAUCGCAUAUCACCGGUCGUAAAUAUGCCUCAGAUAAACGUGAAUUUACUUCAAGUUGCUCCUAGCAAUUUGAUUCAAGCGACGAGUAACUUGAAUAGCUCUCAAUAUGGUUCUAAAAGUGCCACAGAAACGGCUUCCAAUCACGCACAAAAUUUUACAUCCACGAGUCAAAACUACUUCCAACAACAAAACGUUCCCCUUCUAACUAUAAGUCGUAAUCAUGGUAUAACUCAAAUACAAAAUGAUUUACAACAGCCACAAUCUAGUGCCAGUAAUACAAAUACUAUUUCAAAGCCUGCUAUGUUUGCCACUGGUACGAUGUUUUCAGAACAAGUAUACGUUGAAUUGAAACAGACAGUACCUAAUUUAGAACAAUUAUCUCAAAAUGAAUUUAAUACCCUUUAUAAUAAGACUGUUCAACAGAAUAUACUCAGAAAUUACUAUGCUUCCGGUGCAUCGCCAGCAAAUACCAUUGUGGAUCAAAAUCUAAGUCAUAGUCAUGUAAAUUAUCAGGAUACAGCUAGCUAUAAUCUUCAACAACAACAGAUUCAAGCUGUUCAAGCAUCUCGAAACUAUGCACUUCAAAAUCACCCUUGCGAUUUUAGCCCGCAUUUAAAACAACCGCCUGUAUAUAAUCCUCCUCCGGCAUGGAGUCCACUUAAAUCGGUGCAAAAUGGUUUUAUAAGAAAUCAGCAUACUGUAAUGAAAUCAAAUUUAACAGCUAAUCAGAGUGGGAAUCCGAAUGUAUUGCAGUCUGUACAUAAUAAGCCGCAUCAAGCUAAUGCUGCGACGUCACAAACAUUACCAAUUUCCAAUGUACAGUCUCACAUGAACGAAACUGUUGUCAAUACUCAAUUAGCGCCUUCCACGUCGGCAUAUCCAUCUGGUGUUAGUCCACCUUUGACAGGUGCUUCACAGCAAUUAGUUAUGUCUCUCAAUGACGAAUUUCGUGCAACUAAAAUAAUGAGAGUACAAAGAGAUAUAGCGGAUGCGUCGCAACAAGAAAUUUUAGCUGCGUUACAAGCCACUGGAUGGGACACUGCACAAGCGGCCAAACAGAUUAUGAAAGACAGACUUGUUAAAUUAGAAUCCCUUAAAAGGUUAGGUUUGGCAGAUAGACAGCAAUGCGAAAAUGCUCUUAAGCAGACUGAUUACGAUGUAGAAAGAGCGGCUUCUCUGCUGCUAGAUCAAGCUAAAUAAAAAAUGAAUAUGAAUUAAUUUGAGAAAUGCAAAUGAUAUUAAUAUCAAGUAUUUCAUGAUUGCAAGUACAGUAAUCUCAGUUUUUUGAAUGCUUCAAAACAUUUUUAUAGAGCAUAUGAACUUGGAAAUCGUUGUUUUAGUUCAUUACUCUGAUAUUUAGAAAACGUUGCAUUCCAAUAAGACGAUAAAGGACAAAUUUGGAGUAUGCAGUUUUACUUAAUUGUACAGCAAAUGGCCAAAUAGAGAAAGGAAAUGUUUUUAUUCCAUUAAGCGAAGGAUGAUAUUGCAUAAUGUUUAUGCAUAAUAAUUAUUCAGAUAUAAGCGAAACGCAAAAUGAAAAGAUGUGAUGUUCUCUCCUCAUAUUAUUUUGAAGAUAUAUAUAUAUAUAUAUACACAUAUACAUACACACACACGCGCACACACAUACACAUACACGUACGUACAUGUUUUAACAAAGUAUGCUCAGUGAACAGUCCUUCAAAUUAAUUUCAUACAUACCCAUUUAAUAAAAAUAAGAAGGCUGCUGUAUACCUAACUUGUUUUAAAGUUAGACAUUAUUCGAUUAGCGGUUUAUUCAAAUGAUAUCUCGUAUUAACCUUUAAAGAGUCGUAUUAAGAUUGUUAAGGUCAUUUUCUAAUUAAGACCAUGAUCACGGAGAAAAAAAAGAAAAACAAACAGUGUUACGAAAAAGAUCAAUCUGAAACUGUGAUAUGCGUUACUAAAGGCUCUAGGUGGUAUUAUCGAAAAAAAAAAAAAAGUAUUCUCUCUUUCUUUUUAUUAUUAUCGAAUAUGAACAGUCGUUGGUCCGUUGGGAAAAUCGAGAAAAAAAAAGAAAAAAGGAAAAAAAAAAAGAAGAAGUGUACAUAAUAACUAGAAUUAUAAUUAGGAUGAAAUAAUCGAGUUUUUAAUUUAGAAAGUCUAAAGAUUAGAUAUGUAUUUGCAUACGUUUAUCGUGUGUUACGUAGAAGACUUAAAACCGGUGAUAUAUUGCGAUCAAUACGAUAGAAUUGGCGGCAAGUACAAAAUUAUAAAAGAAAAAAAAAAAAAGAAAAGAAAAAUGAUAUAAAAAGAAUAAACAUAGUUUGUGUCCAUGAUAAAUAUAAAUAUGUAAUUCGAAUUUCAAUGAUUUAUUUAAAUGUAAGUAUUUGUGCAUAAAAAACGUAAUGUAAUAUAAUCAUACGAUGUAAUAGCUCUCUUAUAUUAUAUGUUGCUCUUUUAAUUUAUUUUUUAAACAAUACAAAAUACAUAUGUAUAUUUUGUCGAUAGCGCGAUGUAACUAAAAGCGCUCUUAUAAUUUCAUUAAAUAACAUGAAUGAGUCAA
Messenger RNA from Vespula vulgaris, 5764 nucleotides. RefSeq names its product activated Cdc42 kinase Ack (gene Ack). Gene Ontology annotation, molecular function: protein tyrosine kinase activity; ATP binding; protein binding. The transcript has 5 exons. Bases 520 to 4443 code for a protein of 1307 amino acids. The record is from RefSeq and is a predicted model, not a curated record. Gene Ontology annotation, biological process: protein phosphorylation. NCBI's taxonomy places the organism in Eukaryota, Metazoa, Arthropoda, Insecta, Hymenoptera, Vespidae.